This is a messenger RNA of Histoplasma mississippiense, 3048 nucleotides long. RefSeq lists its product as hypothetical. The record is from RefSeq and is a predicted model, not a curated record. Gene Ontology annotation, cellular component: 90S preribosome; t-UTP complex; small-subunit processome. Gene Ontology annotation, molecular function: snoRNA binding. The transcript has 7 exons. Lineage: Eukaryota; Fungi; Ascomycota; Eurotiomycetes; Onygenales; Ajellomycetaceae. Gene Ontology annotation, biological process: positive regulation of transcription by RNA polymerase I; maturation of SSU-rRNA from tricistronic rRNA transcript (SSU-rRNA, 5.8S rRNA, LSU-rRNA). Bases 1 to 3048 code for a protein of 1015 amino acids.
AUGAACCCAUCAACCCGUUGGAAGUCGAACACGGUGGACGAUUAUAUCAGAAGCACCCUAAGGCCGGCUUUUGUACAGGCUGUUUUCAAGCGCCUUAGAGAGAUCUGGCCCUCACAGGAAGAGGAUGGUGAGGCCAGUGCUGCCGAUUCAUUCCUCCAAAUGUCUUUAGGACUCUCUCCUGGAAAUGAAGAACUAUCCAAUCUGUGCAGAGAUCUCCUUCGGACCGUUGACCUCUCGGGUCCCAUACUAGUCCGCUUCCUUAACAAGAUCUCUACCGCUAUCGUUGACACGGAACCGCAGGCACCGGCUGCGAAGCGACGGCGGACAAGCCAAAACAAUAUGGUCGCAAUGGGCACAAGAGACCCAAAGGAAUUAAGUCAGAUUAUUGGGAAAAUCACGUUUAUCCUAGAACUGGUUGAUGGGUCAAAUCCGGAAAAUCAUCCUCGUCUCUUCGGGAGUCUGUUCCAAACUCUUGCAGUCUUGCACCACUUGAAACUGCAACUUCAGGCAGAAAUGAGCUACCUCCUCAGUCUUGUUCUCGGAAUAAUGCUUGCUAUUGUAAACAAAGCGAAAUUGAUGCCCAAACAUAACUUGGAUACCACAGUUAUUCGCGCGGACAUGAUCAUUGACUGUAUUCGCACAUCCCAGAGCCCGCAAGUCCAGAACACAGCGCUCUUGCUGGUAGCAGGGUUAGCUACAAUAUCUCCGGAAAUCAUCCUUCAUAGUGUUAUGCCAAUAUUUACGUUCAUGGGGUCAAAUGUUUUAAAAAAGGAUGAUGAAUACUCAGCUCUCGUAAUCGAUCAGACAAUCGAUCAAGUGGUUCCUCCUCUUAUACAAUCCUUACGCAACCAAAAGCGGGACGUGGUGUCCGGUACAUCAGAACUUCUUCUCAGCUUCACUGCUGCAUUUGAACAUAUUCCGUCACACCGUAGAUUGAGACUCUUCGAAGCACUGAUUACAAAACUGGGUACCGAAGAUUUCCUUUUCGCUGUGUUUGCUAUGCUCGCGAAUAGAUACGGGACAGAUCGUGAUGUGUUAGGGUUGAUGACUUCACUUGCAGCUAACACCGGAGUAGAGCUACAGCUCAACUCAUACACCAAGUACCUAAGCCUUGCUCAGGACGCGUUACUUCCCAAACCAAACGUUUCUCGUACUCUUCUUGGAGUUGGUGGCGAGGAUGGCCGAGAUCCCCCCAGAAUUGUGACUGAUCUAUUGCAAGCGUUGUCUCACCUUCUACAAAGCGCAUCUCUGAAAUCUCAAAUGACGAAGAUUUUCAGUUCUGAUAAUUCCAAUGUGGCUCCUAUUCACCAUCUCUUCUCUCGUAUUUUGGAACAAUUGCUCGCUUUUUCUGAGACUGUUCGAGCCAAUAAACCAGUUAGCAAAGCCUGCGGCGAUGCCUUGGGAUCAUUGCUGGGGAUAUUGUCAUUGAUUGACUUCAUUGAUACUAUCGAAGUUUUACUUCGACGACCUGAUGAUGACCUGCGUAGAAGAGUAUUGAGACUACUGGAAAGCAGGUUAAACCAGAGCCACGAGAGGGAUUCCGCUUCGCAAUCCAGAGUUUUGGCAUUUUUGCCAACCCUUAUCGGCAUUCUUGAGGGCUCUCCUGAUGUUUUGUUAAAACACGCCGCUGUUGCGUGUAUAGACAAAAUAGCAGAGAAAUACGGAAAGAAGGAUCCGACAUUAGUGGUAGUAGCAGCUAAAGCAGUUGUAGGCGAGGGUUGUAUUGGUCAACCCGAUGACCGCAUCCGUGUAAUCGGAAUGUUAUGUCUUGCAUCUGUCACAGAUGUCGUUGGCGAAGCGAUUAUCCCUGUCCUCCCUGCGAUGUUUUCAAGGGCCUUUGGGCUCCUGAAGGAUACCCUGGAGUCCAACAAGAAAAAUACACAAUUGCAUGAUGCGAUUUAUUCCCUUAUCUGUGCGCUUAUUACGCAUGUCCCGUGGAUGAUAUCGGAUGACCAUCUAAACCAUAUCCUCCGUUUAUCUUUCAAAUCAGCAGUUGCAGAUAUUCCUGAGGAAGCUGUCGAAAACCGCCAUGAGGCAUUGAACCUUCUCGCAAGGCGUGUUGAUGUUAACGAAAUUUUCAAGGCCGUCAACAGUAAUUGGUCGUUUGCUUGCUCUGAAGGGCCUCAGGCUGUUAGCGAGUUGCUGGAGGUUACAAGUCUUUCUAUCGAAAAACACCCAAAAUCGUCAACUCUAAAAAAUGUACCCAUCCUGACCAAGCUGCUGGAAAAAGCUCUCGAUAUUCGUUGUACACAGUUCUCUCAGCCAACCAAAAAUAGUUUCGGAGAAGAUGCUGUUAAUGACAUUGAAAACCAAGUCAAUGACAUGGCGAUCAAGAUGAUUUACAAGCUGAAUGACACCGUCUUCCGCCCAUUGUUUGUCCGAUUAACAGAGUGGGCAACGGGUUGUCUUUCGAAAUUCGACGGUUCGGGAAGGUUCUUGAGACUUACCACUUUCUACAAGUUCCUUGGGGCCUUUUUUAAUACUCUCAAAUCUAUCGUAACUAGUUACUCGAGCUAUAUCAUUGAGAGCACAGUUGAAAUCUUGAAAACUGCACGGUGCAAUGACAAAGAAACUAGACAUUUGUGGUUAGCUGUCAUGCAAACGCUUCGCAGCUCAUUUGAACAUGAUCAAGAUGCAGCCAUAUCUUCCCCCCUAGUCGCGCAUCUCUCCCAUUCUACCAAUCAAUCAACCCUCAAACUCAUCACCGCCGAAGCCAUCCCCACUAUCGUUGAACUUGCUGCCGCUGCAGAUUCGCCAGACAACCACAAGGAGCUCAACUCUGCCAUCAUGAGAUUCAUGCGUCCUGGCGAUAGUAGCACAGGUAAAAACUUUGGCGACAACCCGUAUACUCGGCUUGCUGCUGUUAAAUGUGAAUUGAGCCUUACAGAGCGUCUAGGCGAGGAGUGGCUAGCACUACUACCAGAGAUGUUGCCGUACAUCAGUGAGCUGAUGGAGGAUGAUGAUGAAAACGUCGAGAAAGAGGCGAGGAGAUGGGUUUUGGCUAUUGAGGAGGUUCUGGGGGAGAAGUUGGAUGAUAUGUUGGUAUAA